GUACCAGAGCCCGGGUUCAGGACCUAGUCACCCGACGACUGCGCCUGGGGCGGGGCCCGAGCCGUGGGGCGCGCCAAGGAUGACGCGGGUUCUUUCUCUGGGCGCGAGGUCCUGUACCGGAAGCUUUCCGAGACGGUCGUCGGGGAAAAAACCUGGCUCGGGCUUUGACGGGCAGACCGACUGUUAGCCCAGAAGAGAGUUAGAGUUGUUCCCUGAUAGCUCUGCUGCUAACCGUAGGCAAAGCAGUAACGAUUCCUUCAGCAACCCGAGUGCCGAGCUCCCGCCAUUGCUAGACCCUGAGCUUGGCACAGUGGGGAAUUUCCGAAGACCUAAAGUAGAAUGGAUCUGCCUGUGGAUGAGUGGAAAUCAUACAUAUUUCAGAAGUGGUCUUUGCUCCCAAAGUCCAUUCAGGACACAAUUUCUACGGCAGACACUUUAAGGGAUAUCUUUCUUCACUCCUCUUCGCUGCUUCAACCUGAGGAUGAGAUGUUUUUAAAAAGUCUCUCUAGAGGUUACCUGGUGGGAAAGGAGCCCAACGCUCCCCCUUUCUACAGAGAAGAAGGAAACAAAAAAUUUCAGAAGAAGGAUUAUAUGGGAGCCACAGUACUAUACUCUAAGGGAAUAUCGCAUGCAAGGCCUCACAGUGCAGACAUUUCACUGUGUUAUGCCAAUCGCUCUGCGGCCCUCUUCUACCUGGAUGAGUAUGAAAUGUGUCUUAAAGACAUCACGAGAGCACAGAUGCAUGGGUAUCCGGAAAGUUUGCAACCCAAGGUGACGUUGCGUAAGGUCGAAUGUCUGGUGACCCUAGGGAGACUACAGGAGGCAGGCCAGACCAUCAGGGAUCUUGAAAGUAACUUUGCUGCCAAACCAAGCCUAGCAGCUGCCCAGUUUCAAAUUCUGCAAAGAAACCUCUGUCGUCUGAAAAUGAAGGUACAGGAAAGGGAGAAUCUCACAGCAUCCUUCCCAACAACUCUAACGAAAGCCUUUGAGGAUAUGGACCUAAGGGAAGAGAAUGAACAGAUUCCCGGUGCAUCAUCAUCUGUCAGCCUAUGCAUGGACCCUUUAAAAGGCCGCUAUCUGAUUGCCACAAAAGAUAUUCUCCCGGGAGAGCUCUUGGUGAAGGAGGAUGCUUUUGUGAGUGUCCUUAACCCGGGAGAAAGGCCACCACUACAUCAUGGCUUAGAGAGCAAGUGGGAUACCAGAGUUACUAAUGGGGACCUCUACUGUCACCGAUGUUUGAGGCACACUUUGGCCACUGUUCCCUGUGAUGGAUGCAGCUACGCCAAGUACUGCAGCCAUGAGUGUAUGCAGCAGGCCUGGGAUCUCUACCAUAAUAGAGAGUGUCCUCUAGGAGGCCUGCUGCUCACCCUGGGUAUCUUUUGCCACAUCGCCCUGAGGUCGACUCUUCUAGCUAGAUUUGAGGAUGCCAGCGAAGUCAUAAGAAAGCUCUGUGUUGAGAUGAGUAACAAGGACAUGUGUUCACCUGAAAGUGAGAAUCUGGUACAAACACCCAGUUCUGACGCGGGAGGGGAGAGUGAGAAAAAUGGCAAAACAGUUAAGACCCCAGUUCCAGGGUGUGAUCUUAAUGGCAAAUACGAAAAUAACUAUAAUGCUGUCUUCCACCUCAUGCCCCAUACUGAAAACCAUAGCCCAGAGUACAAAUUCCUCUGUGCUGUCAGUGUGUCUGCGCUCUGCAGGCAGCUCGAGGCCGCUGAUUCCUCGAAGCCGGCCACAGCGCCUCCUGCUUGGCGUUCGGAGUUGCGUGCCUGGGGAGUGGCCAUGUUGAAGCACAUGCUCCAGCUGCAGUGCAACGCUCAGGCGGUGACGAGCAUUCAGCGACCAGCACUUUCAGGAUCUAAAGAGAACAGCGUUACCAACAGCAGACAGGUCCGCCUUGCCACAGGCAUCUUCCCUGUUGUCAGCCUCCUGAACCAUUCCUGUAGCCCCAACACCAGCGUGUCCUUCAUUAGCACCGUCGCCACCAUCCGGGCAUCAGAGAAGAUUGGAAAAGGGCAAGAGAUCCUCCACUGCUAUGGGCCUCACCGCAGCAGGAUGGCUGUUGCCGAGAGGCGGCAGAAGCUGAGGUCCCAGUACUUCUUUGACUGCAGCUGCCUGGCUUGUCAGAAGGAGAAGCACCGGGCUGCCGUCAGGCCCCGGUGGGAGGCAUUCUGUUGUGACCGGUGCAGAGCACCCCUGCAGGGAGGUGACGUUCUGAGCUGUGGCAGCACGUCCUGUACGGAAUCAGUCAGCAGGGAUCACCUCAUCUCCCGGUUACAGGACCUUCAGCAGCAGGUUGGGCAGGCCCGGAAGCUUCUCACAAGUGGUCAACUAGAGCAAGCCAUUCAGCUGUUGUUGGGGUGCCGGCACGACGCUGAGAGCUUCCUGUCAGCAGAACACAGCAUGGUAGGAGAGAUGGAGGAUGCCCUGGCCCAGGCCUACGCUGCCUUAGGGGACUGGCAAAAGUCAGCUACCCAUCUCCAGAAGAGUCUCCGAGUGGUUGAGGUUCAGCAUGGGCCAUCCAGUGUUGAAAUGGGCCAUGAGCUCUUCAAACUGGCCCAACUCUUUUUCAAUGGGUUUGCAAUCCCAGAAGCACUGAACACAAUACAGAGGGCAGAAAAGGUUCUGAUGGUUCACUAUGGCCCUUGCAAUGAUGAGAUCCAGGAGCUACAGAAGAUGAAAUCUUGUUUAUUGGACUCGCCACCCAUCUCAUUGGGGCCUUCAGUGUAGGAACCCAAGGUUUUCUUCAGAUAGUUAACUACCCUCCCGUAAAAACUCCCAGUUCCCAGAAAAGACUUGAAACUAGUGUCUGGAGAGCCUAAGCCCUUUAAAAGGAUUUUAGCUGAUCUGCAGGCAUCUGGAUGUUAGCCUGGGGUUUUGGCUAGACUCCAUCUCACUAAAUGAUGAUAGUCUAUUUCCCUGGAACAUUCCUAUGGCUUCUAGUAGUAAUGACAUGUUAUGUACCACUCCAAUGGGAACUUAUGCUCUUAGUAGUUGUGUUGUAAUUGAAAAAUAAUUAUAAAGCAAGAAAUCACCGAGGCUCCUUACCUCUAGAGACAUCAUUUCAUGUUAUCGUAUCUAGCUUUCUCGAAUCCUUUGUUAAAACUGGUACAGUGUAAAUUGUGAAUAGAGAAAUAAGUAUGGGGCCACUUUAUUGUUGGGCAGUCUCUUCCUGGGAUGGCAACUCUAAAUUUGUCUCCUACCAGUUUUCCAGUCCUUAUUAUUGGCCUCUCCUUCUGUACUCUGGCAGACCCGCUGACCAAACACUAAUAGAAUCAUUGCUGCUUGUGGUUUCAGACUCGAGCGACAGAAGGGAGGGGUGAUAGCUCUUUUCUGCCUGGAUGUGUAGAACAAUAGUCUAGAUUUCCAUCCUGGCCAGAAGGCUAGGAGACUCUCUGUUCUGAAUCCUGGUUGCCAUAUCACCAUCCGUGACCGAGUCACUGGUUCCAGUGAGUUAGUGGAAAGGAACGUCAGGUCCAUGCUGCUUUGAGAGCUUGCCCUCCCUGGCCUGCCCAGGAAGUCCCCACUGCUAGCCUCAGCAUUCUCAUCAGGAAAUGAAUAGCCUGGAGAUGUCUGGCAGUACCUUUUCAGGAAACUUAGUGUUUAGAACACAGUUUACGUUCAAACGUGUGAGUGAAGGUCAGGCAGGAUCUCAUUUAUUCUUCUUUCUACUAAUUCACUGUGGCAAGACAGUGGCCAGUGAGAUUUUUUUUUUUUUCAUGGAGAUAAAUUUUUCUUCUUGAAAAUUUAGUCCUGAGGACAGCUCUGUAUUCUGUUCCAAACACUUGUCAUGUUUCAUGUUCCUAAAAAAAGAUCCUCUUAUACUCUGUAAAAUAGGCAUGCUUCCUUAAAAAGAACGUGUUUAGAAUUUUCACAUGUCAGGUUCCCAUUUUAGGUGUACUUGGGAGCUUUCCUUAAAUGCUUUAUGAAACAUUUCCUUAAGUUACAAAUCACCUCUCUUAUCUGUCCGUGUGUUAUCCUGUGUUGUCAGGUGACAUUAGCUUGACUGGGGGAUAUCUGUGCUUGCAUGAAAAGCUGAAGUUUUGGGGCGCCUGGGUGGCUCAGCCGGUUGGGCAUCUGCCUUCGGCUCAGGUCAUGAUCCCGGGGUCCUGGGA
This is a messenger RNA of Leptonychotes weddellii (Weddell seal), 4112 nucleotides long. It is a transcript of the gene SMYD4, whose product is annotated as SET and MYND domain containing 4. Gene Ontology annotation, cellular component: cytoplasm; nucleus. Gene Ontology annotation, molecular function: histone deacetylase binding. Gene Ontology annotation, biological process: heart development. NCBI's taxonomy places the organism in Eukaryota, Metazoa, Chordata, Mammalia, Carnivora, Phocidae. The record is from RefSeq and is a predicted model, not a curated record.